GACUGUAAGACAGAAAUAGGAAGGAAAGAUUGGGGUCCGUCGCGUAGGUCCGAAUACCUGUCUGCUUUUUCCAGCCAGGCUUGAGGAUUUGAAACCAUCCUCAUCUCAGCCCACUCACAGGACAGAGGAGAGGGCUUGAUGCGAGAAAAUGUUGGGUAACUGCUGUCUUCAGCUGCCGGCAGUGAAUUGGGUGCUGCUGCUGGUGACAACAGCCUUUGCCAUGGAGUGCCCCAAGAUCAAGGUGGGGACAUGCACGGACUGCAUCCAGUCUGGUCCUGGCUGUGCCUGGUGCAAGCAGCUGAAUUUCACCAAAGCUGGUGAGCUAGACUCUGUCCGCUGUGACACCAUAGAGCAGCUGCAGCAGAGGGGAUGCCCACACGAUGAGAUUGAGUUUCCAGUCAACAACAUUACGAGGACACAGGACAGUCCUUUAAGCAACGAAAUACAGCUGACACCCCAGGAGAUGCACCUGAAACUGAGGAUAGGCCAGCCUGCUAUAUUUGAGGUGAAGUUUCGCCGUGCCUUGGGGUACCCCAUUGAUCUCUACUACCUCAUGGACCUCUCCUACUCCAUGCUGGAUGACCUGGAGAAGGUGAAGAAGCUGGGAGGGGAGCUGCUCAAGGCACUGGAGAGCACCACCCCUUCUCGACGCAUAGGGUUUGGCUCCUUCGUGGACAAGACAGUGCUGCCCUUUGUGAACACACACCCUGAGAAGCUGCAGAACCCCUGCCCCAACAAGGAUGAGAAAUGCCAGCCUCCUUUUGCCUUCAAGCACAUCCUCUCACUGACUGAUGAUGCCAAGAAGUUCGAGAGUGAAGUGGGGAAGCAGUUCAUCUCUGGGAACCUGGAUGCCCCAGAGGGAGGGCUGGAUGCCAUGAUGCAAGCAGCGGUGUGUGGGGACUUGAUCGGCUGGCGUAAUGUGACCCGCUUGCUGGUGUAUGCUACUGAUGACGGCUUCCACUUUGCCGGCGAUGGCAAGCUCGGGGCCAUCUUAACCCCCAAUGAUGGCCAGUGCCACUUGGAGGACAACAUGUACAAAAAAAGCAAUGAGUUUGACUACCCAUCUGUCGGCCAGCUGGUCCAGAAACUUGCCGAAAACAACAUUCAGCCCAUUUUUGCUGUCACCAGUAAGGUGGUGGAUGUGUACAAGAAACUCAGUGAGAUGAUCCCAAAAUCAGCAGUGGGAGAGCUGAAGGAGGACUCCAGCAACAUCAUUGAACUCAUCCAGGAGGCCUACAAUAACCUCUCCUCACGGAUCAUCCUGAGCCAUUCCACCCUGCCAGACAUCCUGGAUGUCAAAUAUGACUCCUUUUGUGGUAAUGGCAAGGAAAUCUUGGAUGAAGCAAGAGGGCAGUGCGACAAUGUCAAGAUCAAUGAUGAGGUCACAUUUAAAGUGAAAAUCAUGGCCAGGGAAUGCAUCAAAAGCCAGUCCUUCACCAUCCGGCCACUAGGCUUCACAGACACCCUCACUGUCCACCUGGACAGCAACUGCAACUGCAGCUGCAAUGAGAAACCCAACCCAACUGACUGCAGUGGGAAAGGCAGCAUCGUCUGUGGGAUCUGCAGUUGCAAUUCAGGCUACAUGGGGAAGAACUGCGAGUGCGACACCAAAGGCAAAACCAGCAAGGAGCUGGAGGGCAGCUGCCGGAAGGACAACAACUCACUCAUCUGCUCUGGGCAGGGUGACUGUGUGUGUGGACAGUGCGUCUGCCACACCAGCAAUGUACCCAACAAGGAUAUCUAUGGCACUUUCUGCGAGUGUGACAACAUGAACUGUGAUUUUCACAAUGGCCUCCUCUGCGGUGGUAAAGCCCAUGGGACAUGCGACUGUGGGGAAUGCAAGUGUGAGCCCAACUACGAGGGCAGUGCCUGCCAGUGCUUGAAGUCGAAGGCAGACUGCUUGAAUGACAAGGGCCAUGAAUGCAGCCUCCGCGGGACCUGCCACUGCAACCGCUGCCAGUGCCAGGGGGCAUACCAGCCCCCCUUGUGCCAGGAGUGCCCCAGCUGCCCCUCACCUUGUGGCAGAUACAUCUCCUGUGUAGAGUGCUUGGCCUUCGAGAGCGGCCCCUUUGAGAAGAACUGCUCCCAGGCCUGCCGCAACAUCCGGGAGACCAAGGAGUUGACGGGGGAAAGCAGGCAAUGCAGGGAGAGGGACUCCCAGAACUGUUGGAUCUCCUUCCAUAUGGUACAGGAGGAUGGCUUGGAGGUAUACACCUUCACUGUCAAUCCUGAAAAAGAGUGCCCAGAACCUCCCAAUGUUGCGCUGAUCGUGGGAAGCACCAUUGCUGGUGUGUUCCUCAUUGGCGUGGUGCUCCUGCUGAUCUGGCGGCUCUUGACGGAGCUGUUUGACCGCCGUGAAUAUCGCCGGUUUGAGAAGGAGAGGUCCAAGGCAAAGUGGAAUGAGGCUGAUAACCCCCUCUUCAAGAGUGCCACCACCACAGUUGUGAACCCCAGGUUUGAUGGAGAAUGAAGUGGAGCAACGCCCAGCAGCACUAGGACCCACCGUUAAAUAAGGAAAUGCCACGCUAAGGAAAUCUCAAAC
Cuculus canorus (common cuckoo) is the source of this 2542-nucleotide messenger RNA. It is a transcript of the gene ITGB2, whose product is annotated as integrin subunit beta 2. Gene Ontology annotation, biological process: integrin-mediated signaling pathway; cell adhesion mediated by integrin; cell migration. The transcript has 16 exons. The record is from RefSeq and is a predicted model, not a curated record. Lineage: Eukaryota; Metazoa; Chordata; Aves; Cuculiformes; Cuculidae. Bases 149 to 2470 code for a protein of 773 amino acids. Gene Ontology annotation, molecular function: integrin binding; amyloid-beta binding. Gene Ontology annotation, cellular component: focal adhesion; integrin complex; cell surface.